AUGGGACGAACGCCGCACCGGUCCCUCAAAGCAACCUGGACUUGCCCAGAGGAGGUUACGGCAUGUUAUGCCGAAGGUUCCGAUCCCUGCGAAGUUGGUAAACAAGAGUGUCCACCGUGCAUGUAUGCGCUCUCAGGUGGCGAGUUCUCCUGCUACAGUCGCAACAAGAGCAAAGACUGUCCUUUUGCGGACGCUUAUGAAUGCGAUAAGCCCAAGUCGGAGCACAGAAGCACCCAGUCUAGCAGCAGUGACGGAGCGGCAAGGUCAAGUGGGCAACCUACAAAAGGCGAGACGCCUGAAAAAGAGGAAGAACCGGAUGGAGGUCCCGCUUCGUCCAACCCGAGUUUCGGUCACACAAUCAGCCCGGACAAUGCCUUGUCACCUCCGUCCAUUCCGAUGCCACGUACUCAAUCAGACGCGACUCAACCGUCUUCACAGGCAGCACAAAGUAAUGAAGCCGGAGAAGCGCUGACGCACGAUAACACAAAGGCGACAACGGGGUCCCCUACGACCGUCCAGUACGCCCUCAUUAGUGGUGCGGUACUUUUCGUGGUGCUACUGAUCGUCUUCUUAGCUCGUCAUUUGAACGAGAAGAAGAAGAAGAAGAAGAGGAAGUUGAUGAAUAGGAAUCAGGACCCGACCGUGAUGUCGCGCAAUAGUCAAUGGUCCGACAGGACGUUUGACACGGAAGGCACUGGAGGUCACAUGUAUUCAGCGUACGGCUACGAGACCGAUCCGAGUCAGGAGAUCACCAUGUUGGCCGACUCGCAAGCAAGUAGCACCUACGACGCCAGCGCGUCGUUUUCGAGGUCAACUGCCGACUUUUCCACCUUCGGGGGCAAGUCCCAGUUUGCCGAGAGUUCCCCGUAUUAUUGCGACUACGGCGUAAGUACCGGCCCGGACGUCGUGGCGACUAAUGGUCCGCAUCACUAUGGGAACAAUGGCGUGCCCCCUGCACCUUUGCAAGCAAGCGGGAAUUUCGUCGAUGUGACUGCUUCGUCAGCGAAUUGCCGACCUUACGAGAUGGGCGUGAUGCGAGCUGAACACCAUCCAUUGACUGUAAGUCAGCUCAUGCCUACAGCCGCUAAUGGCGUCGAAGCAAAAGAUAAAGCGUCUGCGAGUCGACCAAAGCUGACGAGUUAUGAUUUCGCCAAGCCGCCACCGGGUAGUCGACAAAUGCCGUUCUUCGGUGUUUCGGGUGUCUCGACCGCAAGCAGCAUGAGGAGUGACUACGAUAUUGUUGAUCCUAUUACCAUGCGGGACGUUGAAGCUCGCAACACGGAGAUGUUGGCACAAGACAAUCGCUAUCCGAAGUUUUCCUUCGAGUCCGAAGUUGGCAUUUACGAUCGCUCGUCGUCGGAAGGGGACGAUAGCAACGAGGGCGAACGGGUGCAUCGUGGCGAAGAGCACAUGAUUUGA
Peronospora matthiolae is the source of this 1419-nucleotide messenger RNA. The record is from the annotation of a GenBank genome assembly. NCBI's taxonomy places the organism in Eukaryota, Oomycota, Peronosporomycetes, Peronosporales, Peronosporaceae.